Messenger RNA from Gracilinanus agilis (Agile Gracile Mouse Opossum), 3193 nucleotides. RefSeq names its product caprin family member 2 (gene CAPRIN2). Gene Ontology annotation, cellular component: cytoplasm. The coding region runs from base 1 to 2829 and encodes 942 amino acids. The record is from RefSeq and is a predicted model, not a curated record. The transcript is spliced from 14 exons. Gene Ontology annotation, molecular function: signaling receptor binding. Lineage: Eukaryota; Metazoa; Chordata; Mammalia; Didelphimorphia; Didelphidae. Gene Ontology annotation, biological process: positive regulation of canonical Wnt signaling pathway.
AUGAGGAGAUCAGGAGAGCAGCGGCUCGACCGCACCUUAAACGUUUGCUUUUUGAUUGUUUUUCAGGAGGCCGUAGAAAAGUACGAAGAAGUGCUGCAUAACUUGGAAUUUGCCAAGGAGCUUCAGAAAACGUUUUCUGGACUCAGCCAAGACCUCCUGAAAGCCCAGAAGAAGGCUCAGAGAAGGGAGCACUUGCUAAAGCUCGAGGCGGAGAAAAAGAAGCUCCGGACUAUAUUUCAAGUUCAGUAUGUCUUACAGAACUUCACCCAAGAACACGUCCAAGAGGACUUCAAAGGCGGCUCGAAUGGUGCCCUGUAUUUGCCUUCGAGAGAACUAGACUACCUCAUUAAGUUUUCCAAACUCACGUGCCCCGAGAGGAACGAGAGCUUAAGCGUGGAAGACCAGAUGGAGCAGUCGUCCCUCUACUUCUGGGACCUCUUGGAGGGGAGCGAGAAGGCCGUGGUAGGAACAACAUACAAACACAUGAAAGAUCUGUUGUCAAAACUGCUGACUUCUGGCUAUUUCGAAAGUGUUCCAGUUCCCCGAAAUAGCGUUCUGAAGCAGAAAGAAGAAGUGGAGGGAGAGAGGCCGGGGAAGUCGGAGAAGAAGCCGUCACUGCCACCGGACUCCACUAAGGAAUCAGAAUCUCUUAUGGAAUGUACCCAGCCUGAGAUACAACCGCAAGAGUUUCUCAACAGACGCUACCUGUCCGAGGUCCAGUUCUCCAGCCAGAAGCCAGAGGCAGAGCCGCCUUGGGAGGAGGCUUACGCCGGGAAGGCCCGUCUCACCAAGUGCUGGGAGAUGCUGGCCGACUUGGAGGGGCCGCCCGAGCGGGAGCCGCCGGGCUCCUGGGAUCCCGCCAUGCGGCAGGAGGCCGCCCCCGCUGGCUCGGCUCCGGGCCGGCUCGCUCCAGAGGGGCCGGAAUCACCCGGGAGGGAUCCGCAGGGAGGGCCUGAGGCCCAGGAAGCCGUUCCCGGGCCCUGGGAGGCCGACGGGCCUCCUCCGAGCGCUGCCUGUGGCCCGGAGGAGCAGGAGAGCCGGGAGCCCCAGAAGCCCUGGGCCGCGCCUCUGCACGAGGCCCCGGAGCCCGAGAAGCGGCCCCCCAAGUCCUGGGCGCCUGCCACGCCGAGCGAGCAGAAGGCCGCGGGGUCCUGGCCCGCUCCGGUUCACGAAGAGCCGUGGGAAGCCCGUGCGGAGGGCCAGAAGCGGCCUCUGCUGCAGCCCGUACAGCCUCCCUCCAAGGCCUGGGGGCCUCCGGGCGGCCUCGUGGGGAGCGGCCAGCGGAUAGCCAGCCCGUAUGCGGCGGAGCCCCGAGAGGUGAGUCGGGGGUCCUUCGCGUCCCGUGAGCGGGCAGAGAGCGCGUCGCGGAGGGGCCUCCGAGCCUCUCCCAGCCCGCCGAGGGUGCUCCCAGCCUUCUGCGCUUCCCGGACGCUGCCCGCGCCGAGAUCCGCCUUGGCCUUCGUGCCGGCCUUCUGGGUGCCUCCGCUUCUGGAUGAGGCCACAGAUGCCCCUCCCACCCUGCCCAAGGACUCAGCUCUGAGGAAGGAGAAGCUUCAGGAUCUGAUGACGCAGAUUCAAGGAACAUAUAACUUCAUGCAGGAGUCGGUCCUGGACUUCGACCAGCCUCCAAGCGCCGUGCCUUCACCGCAGCUGCCUUCAGGGAUUCCGGAUAGCCCAGAAGCUCCCGUGGAGCAGCCACGACCCGGCCAAAGCGACUUUCUUCAGGAGCCAUCGCAGGUAUUCCAUGUGAAUGCACCUUUGCCUCCCCGGACAGAGCAAGAGAUGAAAGACUCACCGUAUUCAGGGGGAUAUAAUCAGAGUUUCACUACAGCGAGUACACAGACGCCACCCCAGUGCCAGCUGCCAUCUCUGCAUGUAGAGCAAACGCCGCUCUCUCAAGAGCAGACGGCGAACUGUCAGCCUGAUGGAGCGAUCCAAGUAAGCAGCGGUAGCCCUGCCUUUUAUCCCGCACAGAGUAACGUGUUCCCCAGAUCCACCCCGUCGUAUCUCAGUAACCGAGGCUCCAUUAGAGGCUGCCCCCGUGGUGGGAGAUCCCUGCCCAAUUCCUUCCGCUCCUCAGCUGGAUAUAAAGGUUUUGAUACUUACAGAGGAUCCCUUGUCAUUGCCAAUGGCAGUUAUGGUCAACUGCAAUUCCAAGCUAGAGAAUAUCCUGGAACACCAUAUUCCCAAAGGGAUUCUAACUUCCAACAGUGUUAUAAACGAGGAGGAAUCAGCAGUGGCCCCCGGACAAGCUCAAGAGCAGGCUGGAGUGAUUCUUCUCAGGUGAACAGUCCGGAACGAGAAAACGAAACCUUCACCAGCGUCGAUUCCGGCCAGGGAGACUCUCGUAGCCUGACGCCUGUGGAUGUGCCAGUGACGAGUCCGGCAGCCACCAUCUUGCCAGUACAUGUCUAUCCUCUCCCCCAGCAGAUGAGAGUGGCCUUUUCAGCAGCCAGAACCUCCAACUUGGCCCCUGGGACUCUGGACCAGCCCAUUGUGUUCGAUCUUCUUCUGAACAACUUGGGCGAAACGUUCGACCUCCAGCUUGGUAGAUUUAAUUGUCCAGUGAAUGGCACUUACGUGUUCAUCUUCCACAUGUUAAAGCUGGCAGUGAACGUCCCGCUGUACGUCAACCUGAUGAAGAAUGAAGAAGUCUUGGUGUCGGCUUACGCCAACGAUGGUGCUCCGGACCACGAGACUGCGAGUAAUCACGCAAUUCUUCAGCUCUUCCAGGGAGACCAGAUAUGGCUGCGGUUGCACAGGGGAGCCAUUUAUGGAAGCAGCUGGAAGUACUCUACUUUUUCAGGAUAUCUUCUUUAUCAGGACUGAAAACCGGCUAGAAAAUUCUGUUACACGAAGCUCCUUCUCACGAUUGGGGAUUAAAGGAGAAAGUGACCGUUCGCUUAUUAGAGGGAAAAUGUUGUUUCUGGAGGAACGAGGAGGUCCUCUUCCUUCUCCUUCUGCCCCUCUCCUCCCAUUCCUCCCCCAAGUGAAAUCCCAAAGUUGAAUGGCUAACUCAGCAUUGAUCCAGCACCUUAUAAGUUGUGAUGCAGCCUCGCUAGUAAAGCUGUGAAUGUAUGUUAUUUGCCAUGACUCUUUAAAACUGUAUCAAUGUCCAAGCUUCCUACCCCGACUGCCUCGAGUUCAGCUAAGUUACAAUGCCUUGUUGUGCCUCAAUAAAACAGUGAUACGC